GGCCGCACAUAAAGGGGCACUGGACACAGGGAGGCGGCGCAGAAGCCCACAGGUCUGUGCUCCCGGCUCCUAGCCACAGACCAGGAAGAUGAGGUUUGCUGUCCGCACCCUGCUGGCCUGCGCGGUCCUGGGGCUGUGUCUGGCUGUCUCCCCUGAGAGAACUGUGAGAUGGUGCACGGUCUCAAAUCAUGAGGCCAGUAAGUGUUCCAGUUUCAUGGAAAAUAUGAAAACUGUCCUUGAAAAUGGUCCUUUUGUCAGCUGUGUGAAGAAAACCUCCUACCUUGAGUGCAUCAAGGCCAUUUGGGCAAAUGAAGCAGAUGCUGUGACACUGGAUGCAGGCUUGGUGUUUGAGGCGGGCCUGAAUCCCUACAACCUAAAGCCUGUAGUGGCAGAGUUCUAUGAGUCAGAAGGGGAUCAAAAAACCCAGUAUUAUGCUGUGGCUUUGGUGAAGAAGAGCAGUAACUUCAACCUGAAUGAGCUCGAAGGCAAGAAGUCCUGCCAUACAGGCCUUGGCAGGUCUGCUGGAUGGAACAUCCCUAUGGGCUUACUUUAUUGGAAGCUGCCUGAGCCACGUGACUCUCUUCAGAAGGCGGUGUCCAGUUUCUUCGCGGGCAGCUGUGUUCCCUGUGCAGAUCGGACAGCCUUUCCCAAACUAUGUCAACUGUGUGCGGGGAAAGGGACAGACAAGUGUGCCUGCUCUAACCAUGAACCAUACUUCGGAUACUCAGGUGCCUUCAAGUGUCUGAUGGAUGACGCUGGCGAUGUGGCCUUUGUCAAGCAUUCAACAGUGUUCGAAAACCUGCCAAACGAAGCUGAUCGGGAUGAGUAUAGGCUGCUCUGCCCAGACACCUUGCAGAGGAUGACAGUAGAUAAAUAUAAGGACUGCCACCUGGCCCGUGUCCCUUCCCAUGCUGUUGUGGCCCGAAGUGUGGGGGGCAAGGAAGACUUGAUCUGGGAGCUUCUCAACCAGGCCCAGGAACAUUAUGGCAAAGACAAAUCUAAAGCCUUCCAGCUCUUCGGCUCACCUUUGGGGAAGGACCUGCUGUUUAAGGAUUCUGCCCAAGGGCUUUUAAGGAUUCCCUCUAAGAUGGACACCUGGCUGUACCUGGGUUAUGACUAUGUCACUGCUCUUCGGAAUCUAAGGGAAGAUGUGCGCCCGGAUACCCCAAGGGAUGAAUGCAAGAAGGUGAAAUGGUGUGCCAUAGGUCACCAUGAGAGGGUCAAGUGUGAUGAGUGGAGCGUAAACAGUGAAGGGAAAAUAGAGUGUGAAACAGCAGAGUCCACUGAAGACUGUAUUGCCAAGAUCGCGAAAGGAGAGGCUGAUGCCAUGAGCUUGGAUGGAGGCUUCAUCUACAUAGCGGGCCAGUGUGGUCUGGUGCCUGUCCUGGCAGAGAACUACAAAACUCAAGGCCCUCAAUGUAGGAGCACAGUAGAGGAAGGGUAUAAGGCUGUGGCUGUAGUUAAGGCAUCAGCAGAUGAGAGCCUCACCUGGAACAAUCUGCAAGGCAAGAAGUCCUGCCAUACUGGAGUAGAAAGAACCGCGGGCUGGAACAUCCCCAUGGGCCUGCUCUACAGCAGGAUCAACCACUGUGAAUUUGAUAAAUUUUUCCAGGAAGGCUGUGCCCCUGGAUCUAUGCGAAAUUCCAGUCUUUGUGCUCUGUGUAUUGGUUCGGCAAGUGGUCCAGGAAAGGAGUGUCUUCCCAAUAACCAUGAGAGAUACUAUGGCUACACAGGGGCAUUCAGGUGUCUGGUGGAGAAGGGAGAUGUGGCCUUUGUGAAAGACCAGACGGUCAUGCAGAACACUGAAGGAAGGAACACUGAAGAUUGGGCUAAGAAUCUGAAGGAAAAAGACUUCCAGCUGCUGUGCCCUGAUGGCAGUAGGAAGCCUGUGAGCGACGCUGACAACUGCUUCCUAGCCAAGGCCCCAAAUCAUGCUGUGGUCUCACGGAAAGAUAAGGCAUCUUGUGUUAGCAAAACAUUACUUGAGCAGCAGGCUAUGUUUGGAGGAAAUGGAAAUGACUGCUCGGGCAAGUUUUGUUUGUUCCGCUCGGAAACCAAGGACCUUUUGUUCAGGGACGACACAAAAUGUUUGGCCAAACUUCCAGAAAGCACAACAUAUGAAAGUUACUUAGGAGCAGCGUAUGUCACGGCUCUUGCUAACCUGAGACAGUGCUCCACCUCGAAGGAAAUAUAAAUUGAGGACUACCACUCCCGUGAUGCUCCGCUUCGGACGCCUGCGCAGAGUCUAGGGCCACGUCGCUUUCGCGGCGCUGGACCACGCACCUCAGCCAUGGCUUCCGCGGACACCCGGCGGGUGGCGAAUGGCGGCAGUGUCGGGGGAGGCUUCCAGCCCCACCUAGACUACUUGCGGCAGGAGCUGCAGCAGAGGGACCCGACACUGCUGUCAGUAGUGGUGGCGCUUCUCGCGGUGCUGCUGACGCUGGUGUUCUGGAAGUUCAUCCGGAGCAGAAGGAGCAGUCAAAGAGCUGUUCUUCUUGUUGGCCUGUGCGACUCUGGGAAAACAUUGCUCUUUGUCAGAUUGUUAACUGGCCUUUACAGAGACACUCAGACAUCUAUCACUGACAGCUCUGCUGUGUACAGAGUCAACAAUACCAGGGCCACUAGCCUGACCUUGAUUGAUCUCCCAGGCCAUGAGAGCUUGAGACUUCAGUUCUUAGAGCGUUUUAAAGCUUCAGCCAGGGCUGUUGUGUUUGUUGUGGACAGUGCAGCCUUCCAGCGAGAGGUGAAAGAUGUAGCAGAGUUUCUGUAUCAAGUCCUCAUCGACAGUAUGAGUCUGAAGAACACACCAUCAUUCUUAAUCGCCUGCAAUAAGCAAGACAUUACAAUGGCAAAAUCCUCAAAGUUAAUUCAGCAGCAGCUUGAGAAAGAACUCAACACUUUACGAGUCACCCGUUCUGCUGCCCCCAGCACACUGGACAGUUCCAGCACUGCCCCCGCUCAGCUGGGAAAGAAAGGCAAAGAAUUUGAGUUCUCGCAGUUGCCCCUCAAAGUGGAGUUCCUAGAGUGCAGUGCCAAGGGUGGAAGAGGGGACACGUGCUCCGCAGACAUCCAGGACCUGGAGAAAUGGCUGGCGAAAAUCGCCUGAGGGGCAGGGCCAGAGCUCAGGAUAUGAAUGUGAAUGUGUGUGGCCCACAGUUUUGGAAAAGGGUUUGGUAGCCUGGAGGUGAUAAAGAAGUUGAUAAAGAAUGGGUACAAAAUGUAAUUAGAAACAUUUUCUUGUUCUGGAAACAAAUUAUUGUUGAAAGUAACUUGGAACUUUUGUUUUUCA
Molecule: messenger RNA, 3289 nt
Organism: Lontra canadensis (Northern American river otter)
Lineage: Eukaryota; Metazoa; Chordata; Mammalia; Carnivora; Mustelidae
Product: serotransferrin-like
Biological process (GO): iron ion transport; antibacterial humoral response; intracellular iron ion homeostasis
Cellular component (GO): recycling endosome; extracellular region; early endosome
Molecular function (GO): ferric iron binding
Source: RefSeq, a predicted model, not a curated record